Messenger RNA from Diabrotica balteata, 1142 nucleotides. Lineage: Eukaryota; Metazoa; Arthropoda; Insecta; Coleoptera; Chrysomelidae. The record is from the annotation of a GenBank genome assembly.
AUUUGAUUAUGGUUUAGCAUAUAGGUAACUACAAAAGUGAACAAAUGUCAAAAAACAAUAUGCUUCUUAAAAUGUCAUAAUUACACUUGACGUGAUAUUCCACUAAAAAAAUAUGGAAAGUUUCUUACGGUGUUAUUUGGAUUGCUUCAAUAAAUUACCUCGAAAUAGCCUACAUGAUAGGAGAAAAAGGCAGCAUGUAGUUGAUUAUAUUAGUACUUUGAUUGAAGGGUGUUCUAAAGUUGAGAAAGACUCGGACGAAAGUGCAAUUGAAGCUAUUAAAACCAUAUUAAAAUAUCACCAAGAAAAUAAAGACGAUAAUGGUAAGGUAACUAUGUUACUAGAUGAAAUAUACAAAUGCGAGAAAACAUUCGAAAGAAUCUUAAUCGGAGCAAUUUUUGGUAACAAAGCCCCCCAUUACAUUGCUGGUUGGAAGAGUGAUUUUGAUAGCGAAGAAGAAAACAUAAGAGCAGUUGUUUACUUUUUAGAUAAGGCCAAUCGUGCUCAAUUCAAUCUAUUUUUAGAUUUUAAUCCUAAGGAAGAAAGUUUUAGAUUUAUUGAUUUACCAAUCGAGAGCUGUGGAAAAGCUUCACCGUUAAAAGUAAGUUUUAAAAUAUAUAUUCUGCAUAAACAUUUGCCUUCAACUUGGUCUACCAGAUAUAAACUAUUAAUAUUUCUUAGAUUUGGAGCAAAAGUAUAUACCCAAAAUGAAGAUAUUACAUUGUUCGAACAUAUUUUAAAUCGUCUCCUUGAAUUCAACCAUGUUUAUCCGUAUAAUCUAGUAGCAUGUUUACAACUGCUGCUUAGAGCUGUAACAAGAAUAAAAAUUGAUAAACCUAAUGAUAUUUCACAGGAAAGUUAUCAGUUAUUACUGGAGAAGAUGUACGAAAGGUACUUUGAUUUAAUUCAAGAUGGUUUGAUACCUCCAGAAAGAUGUGGUAUUAGUCCUCCCCAACUAAAGCAUAUUUGUAGGUGUGUUAUCAGAGACAGACUUUGGGAAAACUACCAACUUCCUGAUGGAAUACGAAGUUUACCCGUUCCCGAACAAUUGUGGAGAUAUUUGGAUCUACUGGAGGAUUAAUCAUUGCUAUUAUUAUAAUUUGUUAUAUAGAAAAAAAUAUACAUUUUUAAGUAUUGUUAAUUUU